This is a messenger RNA of Drosophila rhopaloa, 1671 nucleotides long. RefSeq lists its product as uncharacterized. The transcript has a single exon. Lineage: Eukaryota; Metazoa; Arthropoda; Insecta; Diptera; Drosophilidae. Bases 1 to 1671 code for a protein of 556 amino acids. The record is from RefSeq and is a predicted model, not a curated record.
AUGUUGGCCAAGUUGGAUCCGAGCAUUGGCAUCGCCGCCGAACUGGUGAACCUUUACGGCCUGCUGGUGCAGUUCCUCCUGAGAGAGGAAACCACUCUGGUGUAUUACAAUCCGUCUGGACUCGACUGCAGUUGGAAUAGUCAUUGGCCUUGGAAUUUGACCACCCAUCCACAGAUCGUUUGGCAGCGCAGUUUUCCCCAUUCGGGCCUGAACGAUCGCUUCAAUCGCGAAACCAUGCUGCUGGCCUGCUUGCCAGAAGGUCCUGAUGGUGUAGCACAACUGGAAAGCCUAGCCAAUAACCUUAACCAUCUGCGAACGGUGCGCUUGCUCAUCGAAGUGGUGGGCUCUGGGCAGGAUCUCUUGGCCAGCCAACUCCUGUCGACUUGCCUACGUGCGGGCGUGAUGAAUGUGGAGCUGUAUUUCCGGAACUACAACCACUCCCUGAUCCUCUACACUUACCGGGCUUUUCCCAGGUUUGAGCUGGUGAAAAGGGGGAUCGGGAAGGGAGUGGAACUCUUCAGCAAUAAACUGUUGAAUCUGCAGGGCCAUCGGCUGCGCGUCAUGCCGGAUCUGUCGCCACCGAACACCUUUGACUAUCUGGAUGCCAAGGGGGAGAAGCAGGUGGCCGGCUUCCUGUGGGACUUCAUCGCCACCUUUGCCAACAGCAUCAACGCCAGCCUGGAGGUAAUCCGUCCCAACUGGCGGGUCAUAGCGGUGCCGGAAAGCUCCUUUAUGCUGGAGUACACAGCCAAGGGCAGUAUAGAUGUCGGCCUGACCACCACUUUCGUAUCCAAGCGGAAUAUCUUGGCCCUCAAUCAGUACACCUAUCCGGUUCUGAUCUCCAGCUGGUGCACCAUGUUGCCGGUGGAGCGACCUCUGCCAACCGCCAAGCUUUUCGAGAGGAUCUUGUGUCCUGCCCUGGCGGUGAUUUUACCCCUCAUCAUCGUGGUCGGCUGGCUGCUUCUCAGACAUCGGAGAUGGCUGAUAAACUUAAGGAUGGCCAGGAUAGUGCCCCGAUUGGUGGUCCUGCUCCUGAUGGCCACCUGCAAUGCCCAGCUACUGUCACUGCUGAUCUCACCACCCUAUCAGGAAAGGAUUACCAGUUUCGAUGACAUGCUCGACAACGAGUUGAGUAUCCUGGGCAUGCGCACUGAAUUCUACAACUUUGAAGGCACUUUCCGGGCGCGAUACGCAGGCAUAUUUCAUUUGAUUGACGAUCCCGACGAAUUGUACGACCUGCGCAACCACUUCAACACAAGUUGGGCUUAUACCAUGCCGUUCACCAAAUGGCUGGUGAUAAAUACCCAACAACGGUUCUUUUCAAAGCCGGUUUUCCGUCUGGCAAAUGAUCUCUGUUUCUGCGACUUUCUACCAUCCAGUAUAGUGGUCGCUCCGCACUCGAUUUACUGGGUGUCCCUAAAAGACUUCACAUUGAUUGCAGAGCAGUUUGGAUUAAUUAAGCACUGGAUCAGAAAGAGCUACUACGAUAUGGUUAAGGCCGGCAGGAUGAGCAUCAAGGACUACAGCCAACUGGUGGUACUUAAGCCCCUGGGAAUCGGGGAUCUAGAGCUGGUCUGGCGAAUCUGUGGAGCUGCCACACUGCUGGCCGUUGUAAUUUUUCUAAUGGAGUUGAUGUUUUUCUAUAUCAACGUUUUUCUCAACAAUUUGUAG